Pteronotus mesoamericanus is the source of this 1904-nucleotide messenger RNA. RefSeq names its product protein phosphatase 2 regulatory subunit Bbeta (gene PPP2R2B). Gene Ontology annotation, cellular component: cytosol; protein phosphatase type 2A complex. Bases 121 to 1452 code for a protein of 443 amino acids. The record is from RefSeq and is a predicted model, not a curated record. NCBI's taxonomy places the organism in Eukaryota, Metazoa, Chordata, Mammalia, Chiroptera, Mormoopidae. The transcript has 9 exons. Gene Ontology annotation, molecular function: protein phosphatase regulator activity; protein binding.
GGACCAUGGUGCAGUCCCACUGGCUCCCCUGCCCCCCUCUCCUGUGAGACUGGCUGCGGGGAGGGAUCAUGGAUACUUGUCUGCCGGCUUCUGGUUCCCACGCAAGUAAGCCUGCUGUCAAUGGAGGAGGACAUUGAUACCCGCAAAAUCAACAACAGUUUCCUGCGCGACCACAGCUAUGCGACCGAAGCUGACAUUAUCUCUACGGUAGAAUUCAACCACACGGGAGAAUUACUAGCGACAGGGGACAAGGGGGGUCGGGUUGUAAUAUUUCAACGAGAGCAGGAGAGUAAAAAUCAGGUUCAUCGUAGGGGUGAAUACAAUGUUUACAGCACAUUCCAGAGCCAUGAACCCGAGUUCGAUUACCUGAAGAGUUUAGAAAUAGAAGAAAAAAUCAAUAAAAUCAGAUGGCUCCCUCAGCAGAACGCAGCCUACUUCCUUCUGUCUACUAAUGACAAAACUGUGAAGCUGUGGAAAGUCAGCGAGCGUGACAAGAGGCCGGAAGGCUACAAUCUGAAAGAUGAGGAGGGCCGGCUUCGGGACCCUGCCACCAUCACAACCUUGCGGGUGCCCGUCCUCAGACCCAUGGACCUUAUGGUGGAGGCCACCCCGCGAAGAGUAUUUGCCAACGCGCACACGUAUCACAUCAACUCCAUAUCAGUCAACAGCGACUAUGAAACCUACAUGUCCGCUGAUGACCUGAGGAUUAACCUGUGGAACUUUGAAAUAACCAAUCAAAGUUUUAAUAUCGUCGACAUCAAGCCGGCCAACAUGGAGGAGCUCACGGAGGUGAUCACGGCAGCUGAGUUCCACCCCCAUCACUGCAACACCUUCGUGUACAGCAGCAGCAAAGGAACAAUCCGGCUGUGCGACAUGAGGGCGUCGGCCCUGUGUGACAGACACACCAAGUUUUUUGAAGAGCCGGAAGAUCCAAGCAACAGGUCGUUUUUCUCUGAAAUUAUCUCUUCGAUUUCGGACGUGAAGUUCAGCCACAGCGGGAGGUAUAUCAUGACCAGGGACUAUCUGACCGUGAAAGUCUGGGAUCUCAACAUGGAAAGCCGCCCCAUCGAGACUUACCAGGUUCAUGACUACCUCCGCAGCAAGCUGUGCUCCCUCUAUGAAAACGACUGCAUUUUUGAUAAAUUCGAGUGUGUGUGGAAUGGGUCAGACAGCGUCAUCAUGACCGGCUCCUACAACAACUUCUUCAGGAUGUUUGACCGCAACACCAAGCGCGACGUCACCCUGGAGGCCUCGAGGGAAAACAGCAAACCCCGAGCUAUCCUGAAACCACGGAAAGUGUGCGUGGGGGGCAAGCGGAGGAAAGACGAGAUCAGCGUCGACAGUCUGGACUUUAGCAAAAAGAUCUUGCAUACAGCUUGGCAUCCUUCAGAAAAUAUUAUAGCAGUGGCGGCCACAAAUAACCUAUAUAUAUUCCAGGACAAGGUUAACUAGGAGGACAAGUUAUUAUUACUUAAUAAUCUCACAUACUGAAUACUAGUCAAACAAGUUUUUAAAUGUUUCUUUGGGUCUUCAUUUGAUGCAUUGACUUUACUUUCCCUACACAGAAAGCAACUGGGAGAGGAUUAAACGGAGUCCAACUUUCCCAGAUCCCCAGUUCUAAGAAACUUUUGUCCAACCCAAUAGGCCCCGGGACACUUCUGUUUAGAAUUGAGAGCUACCAGCUAACAGUAAUUCUUCCAUAGUUGACCUGAAUUUCUGAUGCUUUUAUUGCCCGGUUUUCUCUGGUGGGUCCAGUGUUUUGUUUCUAGGUGUCUGCUGAGAUAAAAUGAGGUUGUCUGUAGUAUUUAAAGCGAAAAGAGAUAAGUUUUUUUUUAAUUAAGCAAUUCCCUUUGAUUGAAAAAUUCAACAAAAAAUAAACACCGUUUACUCUACUCUUAGAGAAA